Molecule: messenger RNA, 925 nt
Organism: Stomoxys calcitrans (stable fly)
Lineage: Eukaryota; Metazoa; Arthropoda; Insecta; Diptera; Muscidae
Product: serine protease 1
Exons: 1
Coding region: 56-883 (275 amino acids)
Biological process (GO): proteolysis
Molecular function (GO): serine-type endopeptidase activity
Source: RefSeq, a predicted model, not a curated record
GUAUAAAUACGGGAGUAACGAAAGAAAGCGGCAUCAGAGUUCUGUAUUGGACAUCAUGAAGUUAUUCGUUAUUCUCGCUUUGGCUGUCGCCUCUGUUUCGGCUGGAACCAUCCUGCCCGAGCAGAAUUACAUCCACCCCCGUCAAUUGCCCGCUGUGAUCAGCGGCGAAGGACGCAUUACCAACGGCCAAGAUGCUGCUGAAGGUCAAUUCCCCUACCAAGUCGGUCUAAGCUUCUCCAGCUCCAGCGGUGGCUGGUGGUGCGGUGGCUCCGUGAUUGGUACUGAAUGGGUUUUGACUGCUGCUCACUGCACCAGCGGUGCUUCCAGUGUUACCGCCUACUUGGGCGCCACCAUUCGCACCAGCCCCAAGGUUCAAUACACCGUAUCCAGCGGCAACUUCCAUCAACAUGCCAGCUACAACUCGAUCCUCUUGAGAAACGACAUCUCCCUGAUCAAGAUCCCCUCUGUGACCUUCACCAGCUACAUCCAAAAGGUCCGUCUUCCCGCUAUGGCUUCCUCCUACUCGACCUAUGCUGGCCAAAGAGCCGUUGCCUCCGGCUGGGGUUUGACUUCUGAUUCCGCCACUGCUGUUGCCUCCAAAUUGCAAUAUGCCUACAUGGAUGUCAUCACCAACAGUGUGUGUGCCAACACCUAUGGCAGCUUGACCAUCACCGAUAAAACUAUUUGCACUGCCACCCCCAAGGGUACAUCCACCUGCAGUGGUGAUUCUGGCGGCCCCUUGGUCUUGGUUAGCGAAAAUAUCUUGGUUGGUGUUACCUCCUUCGUCUCUACUGCUGGCUGCCAAUCUGGUGCUCCUGCCGGUUUCGUUCGCGUCACCAGCUACUUGGAUUGGGUUAAGGGUAUUACUGGUAUUUCUUACUAAAACAUUAAAAAUAAAUAAAUUAUUUGGGAUUUAAAUCGAGAA